Cydia pomonella (codling moth) is the source of this 1891-nucleotide messenger RNA. RefSeq lists its product as uncharacterized. The record is from RefSeq and is a predicted model, not a curated record. The transcript has 2 exons. The coding region runs from base 18 to 617 and encodes 199 amino acids. Lineage: Eukaryota; Metazoa; Arthropoda; Insecta; Lepidoptera; Tortricidae.
CGCAGCCCAGCUCCUUCAUGCGCACGCUGUUCCACCGGCCCAGGCAGCAGACGCCCGGCUGCGCCGCUAAAGGUACUACACAUUACGCCGGCGACGCCUGCUCCCGGCCCAGUGAUGCUCCUCCGCAGCCCAGCUCCUUCAUGCGCACGCUGUUCCACCGGCCCAGGCAGCAGACGCCCGGCUGCGCCGCUAAAGGUACUACACAUUACGCCGGCGACGCCUGCUCCCGGCCCAGUGAUGCUCCUCCGCAGCCCAGCUCCUUCAUGCGCACGCUGUUCCACCGGCCCAGGCAGCAGACGCCCGGCUGCGCCGCUAAAGGUACUACACAUUACGCCGGCGACGCCUGCUCCCGGCCCAGUGAUGCUCCUCCGCAGCCCAGCUCCUUCAUGCGCACGCUGUUCCACCGGCCCAGGCAGCAGACGCCCGGCUGCGCCGCUAAAGAGUGCUGCGUGCCGCGGCCGCGGCCGGAGGCGGCGUGGCUGGCGUGCGACGACGAGCAGGUGAAGCCCAUCUCCAGCCAGGACUUCCACGACCUGCUGUCCGCCGAGCCCAAGCUGCGCUCCGCCGCCACGCCCUACCUGCUCUUCUACGUCAAGAGCGACGACGCCGCCGCGUGAGCCGCGCCCGACUAGCGUCACACCUGGAGUGCCAUGCUCACGGUCCGUGCGGCGAAGGAAGCAGCUAGGUAGCAGGGAAAAGGGUUGUAAUGAGGGCACGGCAGUGCAAUGCCCACGUUGAGUGUAUAAACCUUUUGAGAAUUGCAUUAAGUAAGAAAUCCAGAAGGUGGCUUUCGGGGCGGUGUACCUAUCCAAUUUCUUGGUCCAAUGUGCAUUGCGCCUCACUCUCUCACUAAGCAAAAUGUGGGAAGCAAAUACACAUCUGACCAAGAAAUUGGACAGGUGGACUACCACCCUACCACGCCAACCUUGGUUCUGGUUCAAAUCCGACCGGCUAUACAGAACUAGUUUGUGGUUUUUCUUUAAAAUAUUACAUCAAUUUUAAAAGUACAAUAAAAUCUCUUAUAAUAAUAUAAGGCUCCUAAAAGUGCGCUCACCAUGUCCAACAGCGCACUUUCUCGUAUUGUUUUAAUAAAAACACAUACAACCGAAUUGAGAACCUCCUCCCUUUGAAUGUUUAAAGUCGAUUUAAAAAACAAGAAUAGUCUUUCUUUAAAAGUUGCGCAGUCAUAUAUGCUAACCUUCUUAGAAAACAACUGGGACUGGAAAUUACAAAUUUCCUAGUACAAAAUUAACAUUGCACUGUUAUAAUUCUAAAUUCUAGUUUCUGACAAGAAAUAUCCAUACAAUAUGUAUGUAUAUUAAUAUGACAGAGCUGCAUCCUUGCCAUAUAUCAUGCGUGAUCGUGAGUAAUGCACUUAACAUUUUACUACAAAGCGAUGAGUACAUAUGAGGCAGAGGUAAUGAACAUUAUAGUUCAUAAAAAAAAAUUACAAGCUGAAGUAUAUUUCUGACAAUGUUCGAGAAAAUGGUCUGAAAGAGGUAGAAUUACUAUUUAUUGGUGAAGAAUAAAAAUGGUUAGGAACCUCUGAAAUAAUCACAGAUCAUUCUCCUAUAUGUAUGCUUGCUAAGGCAAUAUCUUGUAUAUGCCACGUCGAUAUAACUUUGUUGAAGUUAACCAUCUUGUUGUGGAAAUUAUAACAAUAUCGUUAACGAUUAAUAGAAAUAUCAAUAAAGCUUCGUACAGCUUUGUAUUAAAAUGUUUGUGGUACAGGCAUCUGAUCAGAGUACGCUAUAGUAUUGUGAAGGCAUCAUUUUGUUCAUUCAAAUAUUAUUUAGAUGCUUUAAAAGACGAUUUAGACUAGACAGAUGUUACUGUCAGCCGUGAUAUUAUGUAGCUGAAAUAUAAGAUAUUAUAGAAAACGAUCAAAGUA